AGAUAGAAAGCUAUAAGGCCACCACUACACAAUCAUGUUGUAGUAUAAUAUAAUUUUUUAUAUAUUAUAGGAGGAAUUUACAUGAAAUAUAGGAAAAUUCAAUAAAAUUUGAUAUAUAUGGCUUUUUUUUGUGUGUGCAUUUUUUAUGGUUUUUUUUGUUGUUUUCCUUUUUUAUGGGUUUUGUUUUCCCAUAUUUAUCAAAACGUUGCUUUUGUAUCCCAUAUUUUUUUGUAUACGUUUUUUUAUUCUAUAGGGGUAUUUUUAUGAGGGAAUUUUUGUCUUUUUAUUAUUAUUAUUAUUUUUUUAUUAUUUUGGUAAACAUUUUUGUAAGAAAAUUUUAUUUCAGUAGUUUGUUUAUUAUGCUUUUAUAUGUAUUUUUGUGAGGGCUUUUCAGUCAUUUUAUGUAUUUUUUAUAUUUUUUUUUUUUUUGAAUUUUUUUUUUUUAAGGAAAUGAAUUCACAGUAUGCAUGCAGGUACUUGAGUACAUAUGCUCUAUCACGUUUUUAUCUGCUUCCCGUUUUAUCAAUUUUAUUAGUAUAUUUUAUUAAGUAUCACGUUUUCUUCAGUGGUGAUUUGUGUUCUUAGUUUUCGUUCUUGUGUUAGGGUUUAUUUGAGUUUUUUGUUGUCGAUUUUGUGUCCUCUAUGCGUGUCUUCGUCUCGGUGAGUACCUGGUUUCAGGUAUGUCUUUCUCCGUUUGCUUCAGUAUCACGUUUUUUAUAUAUCGUUUGGUUCGAAGUUUUUCUUUCUUUUAGCAUUUUGUUUUUUGUGUUGAUUUCUUCUUUUUUUUUCUUUUUCUUAGGAUUUUUAUAAGUUUCUCGUUGUGGAUUUGUGCCUCUUUGUGGUGUUUUCGUAUCGGUGAGUACCUGGUUUCAGUUUUUUCAUUUUUUUUAUUUUUUUAAUGUAAAUUGAUUGUUAAUUUUGCUUUGUAUUAUAUAUUUUUCUGUCGUGGGUGGUUAUUUUUUAAUCUGUGUUAAUGCUGGUUUUUAUUUUUGGUGCACGAUUUUAUCGUUAGUUUUUUAGUGGGUUUUUGUCAGUUUUUGAUCAGUUUAUUAUUUGGGAAGUUUAUGGGUAGUUAUUUGUAAUUUGUGCUCUAUAUAUAUGUAUAUCUGUUAUUCUUUUUUCAUUUGUGUUGUUUGUUUUUUUUAUGCAGUGCAUUGUAUAUUUCUCUUGCUCGAAUUUGUGUGAUGGAUCACUGUGGUGAAUGCGGUGGUGUUUCUGGUUCUGAGAAGAAAAUUUCUGGUAUAGUAGAGGAUGAAUCGAAGAAUGUAGGGGAUGAUAUUGGCGAGAUUCUUCCUCGAAGGAGUAACAUUACACAUUUGAAGUCUGUUGCAAGGAAGAAGAGUAAAUCCCCUUCCUCUGUUGCAAGGAAGACAAGUAAAUCGCCUUCUACUGUUAAACAGACGAAGGAUUCGUGUGCAUCUGGUAGUAAGGAUACUGGAAAUGAUUCUCAUGAGACUAAACAUGUUGUGGUAUGUGUUUAUUUUUUUAAUUAUUAUAAUAAAAAAUUGUUCAUCUGUUUAUGUUUCUGUUAUUGUGUUUCACAUUGGGUGGAUUAUGUUUGUUUUAUUUUUUUAUGGUUGUGUAUCUGGUUUCUUGUAGUUUUGUAGUUAAUUUGCAUAAUGUUCAAUUCUGUUUUGUGUUUGUUUUAUUGUUAUUGUUGUGUUUUCUUUUGUUGUUAAACUGUUUUAUUUUUUUUUGUACUUGGUUACAGGUGUACCUGGUUAUAUGUGGAUUCUGUUUUUUUAAUUUUUUUAUGGUUGUGUAUCUUGGUUCUUGUAGAUUUGUAGUUAAUUUGCAUAAUUUUAAAUUCUGUUUUGUGUUUGUUUUAUUGUUAUUGUUGUGUUUUUUUUUUUUUGUUAAACUGUUUUAUUAUUUUUUUGUACCUGGUUUAAUGUGUACCUGGUUACAUAUGUACCUGGUUACUUUGCAGAUAACAGUGAACGAUUUUGCUUAAUGAUUUUUUAACUGGUUACCUUAGUGAAUGAAUUGUUUUUUUUUUUAUAUGUAUAUUUCAACCAUACAAAGUUAAAUACAUAUAAGUGGUUUUAUAAAUGUAAAGUACUUAUCAAUUUUUCAUGUUUAUAUUUUUUGAAACUGGUUGCAUGUUUAAUUGUUUUGUUUUUUUCUGCAGGCUCAUUUAAAGAUAAACCCCUCCAAGAGGUUUGGUAGUAAGGUUCAACAUUUUAAUGACAAGAGUGUCAUUACUGACUUGAAAUCUAAGUUGACGAAAAGUCAGAAAUCAUUGUUUAAGAAGACCCCAUUUGGGCACUUUUUAGAAGUAUGUGAUAUUCAUUUUCAAACUCAACUUGCCCAGCUUGUGUUAUUGAGAGAGGUCUCUCAUGAGAGGGAGGAAGAGGAAAUGUGGUUUAAGCUUGGUCGUAGAGUGUGUAGGUUUUCUAUUGAAGAGUUUGCUGUAGUUACAGGUCUUAGAUGUGAUGGUGAUUUUGAUUUAAGUCGUUUUCAAAAAAAGAAAGUUUUGUUUAAGAAAAAAAUAUUUGGCCGUUUUGUUGGUAAGGUGUCAAAGUCUGAAUUACGCAAUGCUUUUAUUAGUAAGGAUCUAGUUGAUGAUGAGGAUGUUGUGAAAUUGGGUAUAGUUCAUAUCCUAGUUAACUAUUUGUACGGCUAUACUAGUGAUAAGUUGGUUGAUGAUUUCUUUUUUGAGAAGGUUGAUCGAGAUUUCUCUGAAUUAGCAAAUAUUAGUUUUGGCAAGUUUGUAUGGGAUAGGAGUUUUCAUUAUUUGAAAACUGCUUUGAAGGGUGGGAAUAAAAUUUUUGAUGGACUGUUUGUUGAUAGGAAGGUUGGCCUUCACCCUUACAAACUUCUUGGGUUUCCCAUUGCUUUUCUUGUAUGGAUAUAUGAAAGUAUAGCUGAGUUGAGUCCUGAGUUUUGUCAACGGGUUGGGAAAAAAUUUCCACGUUUGUUGAAUUGGAAGAGUACAGAUAAUGCCUUCUAUGCAAACUUGGUGGGAAAGGUUUUCAACAAUCAGAAGUUGACUAUCCUGAAUGUCUAUCCGUCUUCUGAGGAGAGAAAGAAACUGGCAGUAAAGAAGUUUAAGUUUGAGCCUCUAUACUUGCCGAAGGUGUGUGCUGAAGAUGGAGACAGUAGUCCGGGUACCCAGGUUGAUAGUGAAAAGUUGAGAUUGAUUUGUGAAUCAAUCUCAUCAAUAAAAGCAUGCCAAGAAACUAUUAUUAGUGACAUUACAGUUAUGAGAUCUGAGUUCAUGGAGAAACUCAGUGAUUUAUCUGCAAUGCAAAAUUUGUUGCAAAAAAUUCUGAAAAAAUUGCAAAUACAAGUGAUGAAAGUGCUGGUUUUAAUGAAGGGGAAAAGCCAGCUGAUUUUGAUAAUGUUUCCAGUCCUAUUUCUGAUGAUUCUAAGGAUUGUGGAAAUGAUUCAGCUGAAGAGUCUGAUGGUAGUAAGGUAACUGGUUUAUGUUUCUUAAUAGUAUGUUGUGUUUUUGUAGUUGUUUAGUGUAACCAGUUACUGUUGUAACCAGUUUCAUUAUUUCUUUAAGGGUGUCGAGAAGGAUUUAAAUGAAAAUUUUGAUGCUGUUUAUUCUGGGUUGGAGUUGUCAAAUGUUGUGGGUGGAGAUAAGGUUUUGUAAUUUAUUUUUGUUUUUGUUUCUUGUAUUAUUUUAUUUAAAAUUGAAUUUGUUGUAAUUAAUUUUAUUUUUAUUCAUUAUAGGAUUUUACAAAGAAGCCUGAGUUCAGUUUAGUUGGUUUAAGUUUUGAAGAAGUUUAUGUGGAUCCAGAGAUUUUGAGUGUUAUUGAUAAAACUGUUAAGUAUGCAGAAGGAGAAAAUAUAUUUAGUGGGAGUAAGGAUGAUUGGAAGGUUGUGAUGGUUGGUGAUGAUGAUGAGGUUCCUGUUGCUAUUGAAAAGAGGGAGCCUAAACCUAGUACUCAUGUCAAGUCUCCUUUUGUUACUGAGUUUGGUUCUUCUGAAGUAAAAGAAACUGUGAAGAGGAAGGGAGAGGAAGUGGUGAUUGUUAGAGGAUUGCUUCCAUUUGAAAAUGAAAUUGGGCAGAAUGUUUCAAAGAAUGAUUGCCUGGAUUAUAUUUCUUGGAUUGAGGAUAAAAUGAAUUUUAAGAAUAAGUAUGUUUUUUUUAUAUUUUGUUUAAUAUUAUUAUUCUUGAUAUUUAAUUGUUUGUUAAUAUAUAUAUAUAUAUUUUUUUUUUUGAAGGAAGAAGAAAUUUUCUGAUGUCAAUAACAUUAUCAAUCCACCAAUGGAUUAUUCUUUUGUUAAAAUUUGUGAGAAAAUGUGGUUUUACAAGCUUCAAACUUGUGGGGAGGAUCUUAUGGACACUGUAAGUAACCAUGUUCUUGUUAUAAUGUUUAUUUAGUAGUAUUUGUUUGUUUAGAUGUUUUUUUUUUUGUUGAUCAUGUUUAAGUCAAGUAACCAGGUUCCUGUUAAUAAGUGUGUAAAUUAUUUUUAAAUUUUGGGUAGUAACUAGGUUCUUUAAAGCAUUGUGUGUAACUUGUUUUUUUUUAUUAUAUAUUGGCUAGUAACCAGGUUCUUGGUAUAAUGUUUCUUAAUUAGUCUUUGUUUGUUUAGAUAUUUUUGUUUUUGUUGUUGAUCAUGGUUAAGACAAGUAACCAUGUUCCUUUUACUACUGUCUGUAAAUUGUUUUUAUUAUUUAUGGGUAGUAACCAGGUUCUUGUAGCAUUGUGUGUAACUUGUUUUUUUUUUAUUAUAUAUUGGCUAGUAUCCAGGUUCCUAACUUUUGUAUGUUUAUUUAUUUUUUGUAGCAUAUAAAUGUAUGUUUUUAUUACUUGAGGAAGAAGAUUAAGCUGAUUGAUGGUUUGAACAAAAGGGUUACAACUACAGACUCUUGGUUUGAUGCAACUAUCAAGGGUUUGUAUGAUAACUUUGUGGCAGCCAAAUGUGAUUCAAGCAGCAUUCGUUUUGAUAAUCUAAUUUCAAAUUACAUUAUUGGUGAUUAUUUGUUUUGUAACACUCCUUGGGUGGAUGUGGAUCAUGUUCUUUUUCCUGUGCAUGUGAAGGUUCAGUUGCAUUGGGUUUUUAUUCACUUUUCCAUUAAGAGUAGGAUGUUAACUGUCUACAAUUCUUUGACGGGGAAGAAGAAUGAGAGUAUUGCUUUGCCAUAUGUGAAGGCUUAUUCUGUUGUUUUACCAUAUUUCCUAGAUUUUCUUGAUUUUUAUUGUUCUAGGAAAGAUUUGGACUUGAAUGUUGGUCCAUAUUCUGUUGGGAAGAAGGAUCCAAUUGAUUUUAACUUUGCCAAAGACUUGCCAUUUCAAGAGGAUAAGUAAGUAACUGGUUUUUUGUAUAUUGUUGUUUAUUUUUCUAUUUUGUUUGUUUUUAAAUAAUUUCAUAUGCUGUUUUUUGUUUUUUUUUUGCAGUGAUUGUGGAGUAUUUGUUAUCAAGUAUGCUGAUUUGUUUAUCCAUGGGAAGAUUGAUGACAUCCCGAAGAACAUGGCUGCCAAAAUUGCUACCUAUCGUGAUUAUCUUGCCAUUAACUUGUAUAGUCAUGCAAAAAAGAAGCAGAUUGGUGGGUACAAGACAGAAGAUGAUGCUCCAUCAAAGAAAUCAAAGAGGAGGAGGAAGAAUAAGUAGAGAUGUUGGAAUUUUUUUUUUAAAGCUGUAUUAACGACCAUGUCUUUUUUUUCUUUCUUUGUUUAAUAGUGAAGUUGUGUUUUGUAAGUGGAUACUGUUUUAGUACUGGACUUAUGUAUGGUUUUUUUUUUUUUUUUGGUCAAUGUAAAGAAUUGGUUUCAACUUUUGGCUUAAUAUAAAGUUUUUUUUACUGUAUUUUAUUUUAAUGUGUAUGUUUUUUUUUCAAUAGAGUUGGUGAUUUUUUUUUUUAAAGUGUGAAGAUAUUGUCAUGUACAUGUUUUUUUUUCAUAUAGGUUUCAAUUAUUAUUGUAUGAAGAUGGUGUAACCGGUUACUUCUGUGUUAGAUUGUAAAAGCUAAAUGUUUCAGGUAACUGGUUACUGUUUCUUUAGUUUCUAUUUCUAUUUUUUUAAUUAUUUUUGUUUGUUGUGUUUUUUUUUUUUUUUUUUUGUGAACGAUUUGUGAUUAUAUAACUAGGUUUUUAAAGUAGUUGGUUUUAUUAGUAUAUAGUUGUUUGUUAAAAUUUCUUAUAGUAACUGCUUUUUAUUUUUUUAUAUUUUUAUGUGUUGUAACCAGGUACUUGAAUUUUCAGUUUUAGAAUAUCUUGUGUUGGAACCUAGAAGUUGAGUAUCAAGUUUAUAAUAUUUAUGUUUUUUUGUUUUUUGGGAAAGAUUUGUGGUUAUAUAAUUAGGUUUUUAUAUCGUUGGUUACAUGUUUAUGUAGUUGUUUGUUAAAUUUACUUAUAGUAUCUGUUUUUUUUUCUUUCUAUAAUAUGUGUUGUAACCAGGUACUUGAGUCUCCAAAUUUGGAAUAUCUUUGUGUUUGGAACCAUGAAGUUGAGUAUCAAAUUUAUAAAAUGUAAA
Molecule: messenger RNA, 6429 nt
Organism: Humulus lupulus (European hop)
Lineage: Eukaryota; Viridiplantae; Streptophyta; Magnoliopsida; Rosales; Cannabaceae
Exons: 4
Coding region: 2360-3421 (353 amino acids)
Source: RefSeq, a predicted model, not a curated record